AUGUCAGAACAAUACCCCUACCGCACCGGCACCACCGCUUCCCCCGGUGAUGACACAGAAAUCGCAUGCCUAUACGGCCAGCUGAAUGAGCUUGCGCAGCAGCGCGAUGAGGCAGAGGAUGGGGCUGCUGAGCUCAAGGGCAAGCUUCGCGCUGCCAACGUCAAGAUCGACCGUCUUGAGUGCGAAAACCGCACGGUCAAGGAAAAGGCGUCCCGCAUGAGUCGCGGAUUGGAGGAGGCUGCGCGCAAAGAUCGCGAGGCCCAGGCAGCUACAAGGCGCCUGGAGAAGAAGGUGGAGGAGUUGACGAAGAAUCUUGGUGGCGUUCGCCUGGCCAGUGAUGCCUUCCAGCGUCAGGCUGAGGCUCCCUCUGCUAAGCCACAGCAAGAGCAGGAGCAUGCGCUUGGCUCCCGUGGCUCCACUGUCACCGCUCGGGGUGCUGUCAAGAAGCGUGGCGUCGAAGACUUGGUCAAUCUACCAUCGAGGCCCGCGAAGAAGUAUGCGGCUAAAAAGAACUUGCGUAGAGGCGAGGAUAUGAAGUGA
Molecule: messenger RNA, 540 nt
Organism: Parastagonospora nodorum SN15
Lineage: Eukaryota; Fungi; Ascomycota; Dothideomycetes; Pleosporales; Phaeosphaeriaceae
Exons: 2
Coding region: 1-540 (179 amino acids)
Source: RefSeq, a predicted model, not a curated record